Poeciliopsis prolifica (blackstripe livebearer) is the source of this 1606-nucleotide messenger RNA. RefSeq names its product ring finger protein 151 (gene rnf151). The record is from RefSeq and is a predicted model, not a curated record. Gene Ontology annotation, molecular function: zinc ion binding. The transcript has 4 exons. Bases 752 to 1489 code for a protein of 245 amino acids. Gene Ontology annotation, cellular component: plasma membrane signaling receptor complex. Gene Ontology annotation, biological process: regulation of canonical NF-kappaB signal transduction; positive regulation of JNK cascade. NCBI's taxonomy places the organism in Eukaryota, Metazoa, Chordata, Actinopteri, Cyprinodontiformes, Poeciliidae.
AAACUUGAAAAUUAACCAAGAAAUCACAGAAAAGAAGUGGUUUCAGUGUUGACCUCGCAAUGAGAUAGUUUUAAAAUCUUGAUAAACUCUUUAAAUAUGUUAUUUUCACAAAAUAAACAUACAGUUAAGCUAUCAGUGGCAUUAAUUUGCAAAUGAAAAUACGUUAUUAUCAAUAAAUAUAUGCAUUAAUUUGCAAUAAAAAAACUUUUUGCUUAAAAAUAUGCGACCUUAGCAAGGUGAAUAAAAUACAGGAUAAACCCCGCUCCCAUCCAGAGGUCUACUGAAGAUGGUGGUGAAAGACUUUAAUACAUCAUCCCAGGUGUCCCUCUCCAAUAUGGCGGCUUCAUUGUCGUGCCAACCUUUGCUAGAAAUAAACAUUAUCCCAGUCCUAGCUCUGAAAUGCUUUUUAUAGACUGAGUAAACAGAGUUGCUAAGAUUACUGUAGACAGAUUCAAAAUAUUUUAUACGGGUUUAGUCACAACAUCUGGCAGGUGCUGGUUUUAAAAGUCCCAGUGAGACCCGGGAAGCUUGAGUUUGAUGCUAGAACAGCAGGGAAAGGACGCUGCCGACAGUAAGAACUGAAGUCUCCAUUUGUCCGGACCCACUCUCUUCUUCAUGUUCUGUCAGGAAUGUUCAUGUGUGUGUUGUAUUGAUAACAAGGGUGUGUGUUUGUGUGUGACAUGUGAGAGAUCGAUAAUAUGGAGUAAAGCAGCAACGAGAAUGGAAACGCCAUAAAGAACGAGGAGUUGUCAUGGCUGACCCAGACGUUUCAGCACAGAGUGGGGGCUACGACGUGGAGCUGUUUGUAGACCCUCCGGACUACGAUUUGAUCUGCACCAUUUGUCAGGGGGUCCUCAGAUGUCCAGUAAGAAGUGCAUGCCACCAUAUCUUCUGCAAGAAAUGCAUCUUACAGUGGAUGAAAAGGCAGGAGACUUGCCCUUGCUGCAGGAAGCCGGUAAACCCAAGCCUGAUCUUUGUCAUGUUCAAGCUGAGCAAAUCAAUUGGACGCUUGAAAAUAAAGUGUAAAAAUGAGAUCCGUGGCUGUGCAGAGACCUUUUCCCUCUCAGAGCAGUACUGUCACAGCAUGACCUGCCUGUACGAGCUCAUCCCCUGCCCGUACCAGGGCUGCAGGGCGCAGCUCCUGCGCAGGGACAUUGACACCCAUGCGCGCCACUGUGAGCACUGGCGGCAGCCCUGCCCCAUGGGCUGUGGGACAAUACUCACUCACAGCACCCAGACUCAGCACAACUGCUACAAACAGCUGAGGCAGGAGUACGAGGCUAGGCAGAGGAACCACAGGGCCAUCGCCACGGCCCUGCAUAGGAAGAUGAAAAGGAUGCAAAGCACCAUGGCCCACAUGAAGAGGCAAAUAGGGUUAAUAUGUGAGAGCCUGGAGGUAAUGGAUGACCUACCCGAGGUGGAAGAGGAAGUGGACCUUGGAGAGAGCAGCGGCAGUUCCAGUGGGACUUCAAGCAGCAGCAAUUGUUAAGGGAGCAAAUUGCUCUUGUGUUUGUUUUCUUCAGGUGGUGUGCUUAAAAUGAGUGAUUCUUUGGCCCGUUUGUUCUGUAGCCCUAAUUAUUUUUAAAAUAAAUGAUUCAGUAUUAAA